AGCAAUAUGAAGAAUUAUGUGAAAUGCACCUUAACCUAAUGAAAGAAAUGGAGAUAGAACUUGUAACGGAGGAUAAUCAUAAUAUGGAAGAUGAUAAUAUUGAGCAGUUUGCAGCUUCAAUUAGUAAUCCAGUAGAUAAUGUGAAUAAGGAAGGUUUUAAUGACGUGGUCAACCAUAGUCAUCAUGAAAAUAGGUUUCGGCAUUGUGGUGUUUGUGGUCAAAUAGGCUACAAUGCUCGUACAUGUAAUUUGGAUAGUUCAAGCAAACAGAUAAACAAUUUAAUUCUGGAAAGCCAUAAUCGUGAAAAUGAAAGUAGAUUACCAUUACCAUUACCGUUACCAAUUGCAAAUAAAAAUGAUGGAGAUUUAAAUUUAAUAAGUUCAGUUGAUAAGGAUCUUGCCAACAAUAAGUCUUGCCGCUGUGGUAUUUGUAGACAAAUAGGUCAUAAUGCUCGUACAUGUGAUGCUAAAAGGUAG
Dentiscutata heterogama is the source of this 476-nucleotide messenger RNA. NCBI's taxonomy places the organism in Eukaryota, Fungi, Glomeromycota, Glomeromycetes, Diversisporales, Gigasporaceae. The record is from the annotation of a GenBank genome assembly.